AUGCGUACCCCGCAACGAAUUCAAAUGAUGGAAAGUCCAAGCAAGGCAACGUCAAUCCUCAUUGGAGAAGCUGAUGGUCAUGCAAGCAUAAUGGUGAACAUAAACUACAUUCGGCAGCGGCCGCCCCACGCAAUUCAUACUCCUCAUCAAGCGAUCACGACCUCCGCCUCUGACACCGCCAUCGUCACCAUCACCACCGCAACAGCAACAGCAGCCGCCGCCGAGGUCGCCGCCCCCGCCCAGACGGUUUCUCCCCCCUCAGAGCUGGCGCAACGACCUCUAGCAACAAAAGCCACGGUACCGCCUAGCAAGCCGCCGCCGCCACCAUCAGCGCUGGCUUCUACGAUGCAGCAGACGGCAAACCUGCGAUCGCCGCCUCCACCACAAGCGGUGCAGUUUCCACCUACACCCCGUCGGCCGCUACUCUUCCAAACGCAAGCGUCGCUGCCGUUGCCGGCGCUGGCACCUGAUAGGCGGUCACCGCCGGCUUUGCCACCUCCUCCUCCUGCCCGGAGACUCCCAGCACCAUUGCAACCACCAGAGCCGUUGCCGCCGCCACCAGUCCGGAGAUCACCUCCGCUGUCGCCGCCACCAUCGCCCUCACCAACUCCGCCGCCACCGCCACCCGAGAUGUUUCCAUGUCCGACACGCUUCCAGCUGGAUGGAUGGAUGGAUGGCGGCAAAUGCAACGACACCGAAGCGGUGCUCGAGAAAACCAACCUGUACCGCGUGCGGCAUCAAUCUCGGCCCAUGGUCUGGAGCGAGACCCUAGCCGCCUCGGCCCAGGCCUACGCGGAGUACCUGGCGCAGCGGGAAUGCGUCCUGCAACACAGUAUGAGCAAUUAUUUCGGAGAAAACCUCAUGAUGGUGUGGCGCAGUAGCUUUCAAAUGGGCUGUGGAGUGGCAAUCGGAGACAUUGAAAUCGACAUGAACAGUCGCUUGUACCAGGGGAGCUGCAAGAUGGUCGUGUGCCGGUUUCAGCCCGUCGGAAAUUUCGCGACCGACAACCAAUUCCUCUGGAACGUCCGGCCCAACGUAUCAGAAAUCAUAAUAUAA
Messenger RNA from Volvox carteri f. nagariensis, 1056 nucleotides. RefSeq lists its product as uncharacterized. NCBI's taxonomy places the organism in Eukaryota, Viridiplantae, Chlorophyta, Chlorophyceae, Chlamydomonadales, Volvocaceae. The coding region runs from base 1 to 1056 and encodes 351 amino acids. The record is from RefSeq and is a predicted model, not a curated record. The transcript has 8 exons.